AUGACGGCAAAUUCAUCUCAAUAUACGAUAUUAUCUGAUAAUGCCAGUAUAGAAAAACCAGUGACUGAUGAUCGUUCUUAUAGACUCUUUAAGAUCAAUUCCAAUGACUUACAUGUAUUAGUUAUCAAUGAUCCAACUGCAGAUAAAGCUGCUGCCUCUUUGGAUGUUAAUGUUGGGGCUUUUGCGGAUAAAGAAUAUGAUGUACCUGGUUUAGCUCAUUUCUGUGAACAUUUAUUAUUCAUGGGGACUGAAAAGUAUCCUAAGGAGAAUGAUUAUGCUGAUUAUUUAGCUAAACACUCUGGUCAUUCAAAUGCUUAUACUGCUGCUGAACAUACUAAUUAUUAUUUUCAAAUUAGUUCAGAAUAUCUUGAAGGCGCCUUAGAUAGAUUUGCUCAAUUUUUCAUAUCUCCCUUAUUCAGUAUCAGUUGUAAAGAUCGUGAAAUCAAUGCUGUAGAUUCAGAAAAUAAAAAGAAUUUACAAAGUGAUAAUUGGAGAUUAUAUCAAUUAGAUAAACUGAAUAGUAAUCCAAAUCAUCCAUAUAAUGGAUUUUCAACUGGUAAUUUCCAAACUUUACAUGUGGAUCCAACAGCAAAAGGGUUAAAUGUUAGAGAUGUCUUAAUUGAUUUCCAUAAGAACCAUUAUUCAUCAAAUUUAAUGAGUUUAGUAAUAUUAGGUAAAGAAGAUUUAAAUACUUUAACUGAUUGGGCACUUGAAAAAUUCACUGAUGUUUCAAAUAAAAAUUUAUCAAGACCAACUCAUGAAGAAGUGAUCUUAACUGAAAAUCAUUUAAAAACUUUGAUUAAAGCUAAACCAAUCAUGGAUAAAAAUGAAUUAGAAAUAACUUUUAUGAUUCCCGAUGAUUUAGAACUGCAAUGGGAUACCAAACCAAAUAGUUAUUUCUCUCAUUUAUUAGGUCAUGAAAGUGAUGGUUCAGUAUUACAUUAUCUAAAACAUAAACAAUGGGUCACGGAACUUUCAGCUGGAAAUGUUAAAGUUUGUCAAGGUAAUUCAUUCUUUGUAUUAAAUUUCGAAUUAACUCCUGAAGGAUUAAAUAAUUGGAAAACAGUUGUCGUAACUGUAUUUGAAUAUUUAAAAGCCAUCACUAAAGAUGAACCUAAAAAGUGGAUUUGGGAAGAAAUUAGUAAUAUGUCAAAUGUUAAUUUCAAAUUCAGACAAAAAGCUGAAGCUUCCGGUACAGUAUCUAAAAUGAGUGGUAAUUUAUAUAAAUUCGUGGAUCAUAUUCCAAGUCAAUAUAUCUUAAGUUCAACCAUUCUUAGAUCAUUUGAUAGUGAUGCUAUUAAGAAGUAUGCUAGUUAUUUGAAUCCGGAUAAUUUUAGACUUUCAUUAAUAUCUCAAUCAUUAGAUGGUUUAACUAAUACAGAAAAAUGGUAUGGUACUGAAUAUUCUUAUGAACCAAUUCCUCAAGAUUUAAUGGAUUCUGUGAGAUCAGCCACCUUAAAUCAAAGUUUGCAUUAUCCAAAACCAAAUGAUUUUAUCCCUACCAAUUUCGAUGUAUCACCAAAACUCGAGAAACCUCUACUUCAUCCUUAUUUAAUUGAAGAUAAUAAUCGUUUACAAGUUUGGUUCAAGCAAGAUGAUCAAUUCGAAGUUCCAAAGGGAACGAUUGAAAUUGUUUUCCAUUUACCUAGCUCCAAUACUGAUGUGAAAACAGCCACAUUAUCAACCUUAUUAGGUGAAUUAUUAGAAGAUGAUUUAAAUCAAAUUACUUAUUAUGCAUCAUUAGUGGGAUUAAAGGCUCAUAUCAGUUGUUGGAGAGAUGGUUUUAAUAUUAAAGUAACUGGUUACAAUGAUAAAUUACCUGUAUUAUUAGAACAAGUAUUGAAUAAAUUCUUUAAUUUUAAACCUGAUCCAGAAAGAUUUGAAGUUAUUAAAUACAAGAUAUCACAACAAUUCAAAAACUUUGGUUUUAAUCAACCAUACGGUCAAAUUGGUACUCAUUUGUUAUUAUUGGUUAAUGAUAAAACUUAUCAAUAUGCUGAUAAAUUGACUGCUUUGAAUGAAAUUACGUUUCAAGAUCUUUAUGAAUUUAAUGCUAAAACAGUGUGGGAGUCUGGGAUUUUCAGUGAAGCUUUAAUUCAUGGAAAUUUUGAUUUUGAAAAGGCUCAAACAGUGACAAAGUUGAUUAACAGUUCUACUAAGCAUAUUAAAUCAAUAGCUGAAAGUUAUGAUGAACUUGAAAAAGUAAUCAAACUUCAGAAUUAUGUUUUACCAAAGGAUGAACAAGUUAGAUUUGAAAUCCCAUUGGAAGAUCCUAAGAAUAUUAAUUCAUGUAUUGAAUAUUAUUUCCAAAUUGCUGAAUCCACUACUCCAGAUAAUGCCAGAUUAAGAGUUCUUAGUGAUUUAUUAGCUACUACACUCAAAGAACCAUGUUUUAACCAAUUAAGAACCAAAGAACAAUUAGGUUAUGUUGUCUUUUCAGGUGUCAGAUUAGGUAGAACUUCAUUAGGAUUCAGAGUCUUAGUUCAAUCUGAAAGAACAUCUGAUUAUUUGGAAUAUAGAAUUGAAGAAUUUUUAGAUAGAUUUGGAAGAAUUGUCAAUAAAUUGGAUGAUGUUGAGUUCCAAAAGUAUAAGCAAGCACUUAAGGAUAGUAAAUUAACUAAAUUAAAACAAUUAAGUGAAGAAACUUCAAGAUUUUGGAAUUAUAUCGUGGAUGGAAAGUAUGAUUUUGAAGCUAAGUUUAAUCAUGUUAAAGUAUUAGAAACUAUAACACUUGAAGAAUUCAGACAAUUUUAUAAAGAAUUUGUGUUGGACAACAAGUCCAGAUUAAUUCUUCAUUUAAAAUCGCAAAAUCCAAAUACUCCAUCUGAAUUAAAGUUGAUCCAAAGUUCAUUAAUAAAUUUCAUAUAUAGAAAUGAUUUAGAAAUUUCAUCAGAUAAAUUAGAGGCUAUCAUCCAAAAGAAUUUAGAUAAUCAUAAGGAAUUAGUCACCGAAACCAUUCAAGAACUUGAAAAAUCAAAUACUGAACGAGUUCCAUCAUUCGAAACCUUAUUAAAAGUAUUACAAGAUGAUACAGCUAAUCCAAUUCCAGCAAAAUAUCAAGGUACAGCAUUAACUAGUGUAGACAAACUUAGAUCUCAAAUGACAUUAGGUGGUUUACCAGUACCAUUUAAUAGUUUCAGUAAAUUCUAUUAUCCUCAUGAUAUCUCCCAUUUAUAG
This is a messenger RNA of Scheffersomyces coipomensis, 3177 nucleotides long. It is a transcript of the gene STE23, whose product is annotated as metalloendopeptidase. NCBI's taxonomy places the organism in Eukaryota, Fungi, Ascomycota, Pichiomycetes, Serinales, Debaryomycetaceae. Gene Ontology annotation, molecular function: metalloendopeptidase activity; metal ion binding. The coding region runs from base 1 to 3177 and encodes 1058 amino acids. Gene Ontology annotation, biological process: peptide catabolic process. Gene Ontology annotation, cellular component: mitochondrion; cytosol. The transcript has a single exon. The record is from RefSeq and is a predicted model, not a curated record.